Pyricularia oryzae 70-15 is the source of this 2930-nucleotide messenger RNA. RefSeq names its product crossover junction endonuclease MUS81. The transcript has a single exon. Bases 216 to 2000 code for a protein of 594 amino acids. Gene Ontology annotation, cellular component: Holliday junction resolvase complex; nucleus. The record is from RefSeq and is a predicted model, not a curated record. Gene Ontology annotation, molecular function: DNA binding; 3'-flap endonuclease activity; crossover junction DNA endonuclease activity. Gene Ontology annotation, biological process: double-strand break repair via break-induced replication; resolution of meiotic recombination intermediates; mitotic intra-S DNA damage checkpoint signaling. Lineage: Eukaryota; Fungi; Ascomycota; Sordariomycetes; Magnaporthales; Pyriculariaceae.
CCUUCCUCUUCUAUAUCCAAUUCCAGACCCAUUUUGUUCUGAUUUUUUUUUCUGCCAUUUGACUAACGAACACGAGUACUACGGUAUUUUGAUGCUACCUCAGACAUCGCACCUUGAACAAAAUCCAAGUUCCAAUGAGCAUCAGCGGUCACCACGCCUCGUUACCCUCAUCCCACAUUGACUGACCUUGAAUUCCUUCGAAGCUUUCCAAAACAAUGUCUUCGGACGAGGACUCACCGAAUUCCCUUUGGUUGAAAUGGACAAAAGAAUGGCUAGACACAGCCAGAGAGCGUAAUUCCAAAGGCGUCACAACGUACAGGCAUGCCUACAACAGCCUCAAGGCAUGUCCUAUUGCAUUUACGCACCCUUCGGAGCUACAGCAACUCAAGGGCUGGGGUCAGGGGCUUUGUGGUCGCCUGGCAGAACUCUUGAGGAAGCAUUGCGAUGAAAAUGGUCUUCCCAUGCCGGAACACCCGUCAAAGUCCCGGUCCCGGACGCUGAACGAGUCUGGAGGCGAGCCGUCAGAGACGGGACCGGCAAAGAAAACACGAAAAGCCAAGGAGUAUGUACCGGCGUACAAGUCGGGCGCAUAUGCCCUGAUCAUGGCACUAUCUACCCUUGACGAACAGGCACAAGUCGGGCUGUCAAAGGCCGAUCUGAUUGACAUCGCGCAACCGCACUGUAAUGCCUCUUUUAAGGUCGGCGAAGAUGCGGCAUCGUUUUACACGGCAUGGAACUCAAUGAAAACACUGCUUCAGAAGGAGCUUGUGUAUGAGAGAGGCCGACCAACGAAGCGUUAUGCCUUGACGGACGAGGGAUGGGAAGUGGCAGAAAGGGUCAAAGCUGCCGCUGCAGCUCGUGAGAAUGAUUUCGAGGUUGCGCCGCCUCAGCAACCUGUGGCGACCGCUACCGGAUCUACGACAGUAGAUGAGGACAUGGAAGACGCACCGCCUCCAGCAGCGCAACCCCAGUCCCAAUACCGUGAUCUGGUAUCCGAAGGUCAAGUUGUCGGGGACGAUGCGUCUUUGCCCACUUUUACACCCAUUAGGUUACCGCCUGGCUCAUUUCAAGUCCACCUGGUCCUAGAUGUUCGUGAAAUCAGGACCAAAAAAGACCGAGACUACAUGAAAGAUCAACUUACACAAAAGGGAGUCACCCCCAUAAUGCGCAGUCUGGCACUGGGCGACGCCAUCUGGGUCGCCAAAUGUACGGAUCCAACUUUGCUCAACCGCGCUGGUGUCGAGGGUGAAGAGGGCAACGAGAUUGUUCUGGACUACAUCGCAGAACGUAAAAGGCUCGAUGACCUUAUCAGCAGUGUCAAGGAUGGACGAUUCCAUGAGCAAAAGUUCCGUCUCCGGCGAUCGGGGCUACGUAACGUGAUUUAUAUUGUAGAGGACUUUUCUCUUGAUACUUUGAACUCGUCUCGCUAUGAAGAGAUGGUGCAGUCGGCCAUGGCAUCCACACAGGUCGUGAAUGGCUAUUUUUUGAAGAGGACUCAGAAGAUGGACGACACCGUCACGUAUCUCGCUCGGCUAACCAAGCUACUGAAGUCGCAGUACGAAAGCAGGACUAUAAAAGUCAUUCCAACAAACGUCCUGACGGCACAGAAUUACCUGCCUCUGCUGGCUCAUCUGCGACAAGAGAAAGAGAUGAAUGCUGCAGCCUCGGCAGGCCUCUCAAGGUCAGAGAAGAGCUUUUACAUCAGCUAUCCGGCUUUUGCAUCUCUCGCUUCGAAGUCGGACAUGAUUACCCUGCGUGACGUCUUUCUCAAGAUGCUCAUGUGCACCAAGGGCAUCACGGGCGAAAAGGCGAUGGAGAUUCAAAAGCGGUGGAAGACCCCCUUGGAGUUUGUGAAAGCAUAUGAGGAAUGCGGCCCCGGAGAGGUUGGCAGGAAGCGGAAAAUUGAGCUGGUAUCUAGCCAGAUGGCCAACCUGGUAGGCCGCAAGAAGGUUACCAAGGCUUUUAGCCAGAAGCUCGCUGAGGUCUGGGGUGAUGUCUGAGCCACAGGAUCUUUGGCUGCUGUUCGAGAUUUAUGCUUUAGGGCGAGCAGGACAUCAACCACAUCAUCAGCAAUCAAACGGAUAUGAACAACAAGCGGUAUUGUUGUAUCUUCAUUCUACCAAGAGAAAAAGAUAGCCAAUGAUUCCGGAUUGGCCUUAUGCGUCACUCUUGUUGAGAGAGCUCAAGUAUCCAGCCAUACUCUUCUCAGCAUACUUGGCCAAGACGUCAACCUCGACAUUGACAGUAUCACCAACGUUCUUCUGCGCCAGGACCACACGUUCCUGCGUGUAAACGAUGAGCAUGACCUCCCACCACCCGGCAGCGUCGUCGACCUUAGUAACCGUCAAGCUGGUUCCGUCCAAUGCGACAUAACCCUUUCGCACGAUGUACUUCAACACAUCGCUACCCUCCCGUGGCUUGAACCGCAUCGUGACGGCGUUACCAUCUGCCUGCUUGUCGGCUAUGGUGGCGGUCGUGUCGACGUGGCCCUGUACAAAGUGACCGCCCAUGCGAGUGUCGGCCCGCACGGCUCGCUCCAGGUUCACGCGCGAGUCCUUGACCAGGUCGCCCAGGUCCGUGACGCGCAGCGUCUCCGGGGCAACACCGACUGUGAACUGCGUCGGCGUGAAGGAUGUGACGGUCAGGCACACACCGUUGACGGCGAUGCUAUCACCGUCGUGGCAAUCCGAGAGCAGGCUGCUGCCCGUCGGGAGCGAGAUGGUCAAUGACGUCCCUCCAGUGGCAUCGUGCGGGUUGAGCUCGGCCACGACUUGAGGAUUGCGGCUUGCAUUGUUAGCUUUAUCAGGCUGCCACCGGCAGGGGAAUUGUAAUGACUCAUCAUAGGAGUUUUAUGAAAGGGAAGAGAGGAAACCCCAAGAUAGAUGAACAAUUUGACAGGCAUCGCUAUACGCACCUCCGAUCUCCUCGAC